Penicillium diatomitis is the source of this 1167-nucleotide messenger RNA. RefSeq lists its product as uncharacterized. Lineage: Eukaryota; Fungi; Ascomycota; Eurotiomycetes; Eurotiales; Aspergillaceae. The transcript has 5 exons. The record is from RefSeq and is a predicted model, not a curated record. Bases 1 to 1167 code for a protein of 388 amino acids.
AUGAACAACAUCAACAAGUUGUUCUUGUGGGCGACGGUACUCGAUGAUUCUGACCCGUCUUCGCGUCCGUGGCGGGAGAGCUUGUCUGCCAGGAAAGGGGAUGCAGGGCGAUGUACCGAGCGUGAUCCCGAGGAGCUCGACCGAGAAGAGCUUGAUCCGGAUGCACCGCCAGACGCUGAGAUGGACGUCGAAUUACUCGAGUCGGAUUCAGAUUCAGAACCGCUGCUUGAACAAUUUCUGGGAUCACGCUGUCACUACGUGCAUCAAAUCGGACUCGUUCGGUCGGUGAGCGCCCGUCAGAAUCCACCUGAGACGCCCUUGCUCUCACGCUCACUUCACUCCGCGCUUGACGAGUCUCUUCACCAGUCAAACGACGCCCAUGAUCGUCCGUACUCGCGUCCGGGACAGGGCGGAUGCGUUCAUAAGACGAAAGACCCGAAUCGAAAUGAACUGGCCGUGGAGAGGUGUAUCGGCCUGUUCUUGCAGGUUCGUGCUCGUUCACUGGGCUGGGUGGGCGAGCUGGUCUUGACCGAGCCUCAGGUCUUUCAAUGGGCCCUGAACGUCGUCUUGGCUGUAGCAACGGUGAUGAUGGACGACUGUAGAAUCUCGGGCGUGCUGCUCGUUCUUCUGGAGGAGGCGAGGAGUGAAGGAAACGUGCUCUUGAACUUUGCUGAGGGGUUUGUCGUGGAAAUUGGCGAGAAAUCUCAUGUUGUCUCUCGCGGAAACGCGCGUCGGGACGUUCCUCGGCGUCUUCAGCCAAAUCUCUUCGAGGCAUCCCAUGUGCCAAGUCAGCACGGUCGCCUGCUUGGGGCGAGAUGCGAUAUCUCCGGUGGUGGUAACGAGAUGGUGGCAGCGUACGCCCGGACCGUAGACGAGCUGCGCGUUCUCCAUCCCACUCACGUCGAUGCUCAUACUGAGUUCGAUAUGUCCGUGCAUCUGGGUACGAAGGUUGAUGCCGAUGACGGGCAAGUGUCUCUUCAUAUCGGUAUGCGUGAUCCACUCUUGUUCGCGCAUCUUGCCAGCCAUACCGACGAAUCAUCCGGGUCUGUGAUGCUGGUGUUUGAAGAGAAGGGCAGUGAUGGAAGUGAUGUUGAAGGCGAGAACGACAAUGAUGGACAGCUGCCACUAAUCCUGCAGGUGCACCGGACUAGAUGUGAAUCUGGAUAG